Nilaparvata lugens (brown planthopper) is the source of this 2177-nucleotide messenger RNA. RefSeq lists its product as uncharacterized. The record is from RefSeq and is a predicted model, not a curated record. The coding region runs from base 167 to 2011 and encodes 614 amino acids. The transcript is spliced from 10 exons. NCBI's taxonomy places the organism in Eukaryota, Metazoa, Arthropoda, Insecta, Hemiptera, Delphacidae.
GUAAACAUCCUUCCUUAGACAAUGUUGCUUUAACCUCUAAAUAGACUACUCUACAUUAUUAUCAAUUAUUUUCUCACAAAUAACAACUAAUGAACAAUUUGUUAUAAUUUUAUGUGUUUUCUUAUACCAGAAAAGCUUAUGAAGGUUCAUUAUUCAAGAUUACAAAAUGGAGUCGAAAAAAUCCACACCAGACUCCUGCGACAACUGUAAUAAACCUUUUGAGAAGAAGAAAAAUAAGCGAAUAACGAUACGAAGAGAAAUCGAUCCAGUCAGCAAUAAACUUCUAAGAUUAUGCAACAGUUGUGGUUUGCGGAUUUUCAGAGCUAGAUGGCGAGUGAAGAAAGAAAGGGUAAAUAUGGCAAAAGUGGUCACCCAGGAUGAAAAAGAUAAUUACAAAUUAGAAGUUGAGGAAUUCUCGAAACUGGUGAAUGAAAUCGUUAAUGAUGAAGAGAUUUCCCGACGUUUAGGUUGCCCCGUUGCUACGCCCAAAAUCUGCCGAUGUAUUCAACGUUAUCUCACCAUGGAUAACAAGUUUUCAGGUGACCUGAGGACUUGUACCUUAAGUCUGGCCAGAACCAAAGAAUUACAAGAGCUGUGUAAAUCCGCGAAAGAUUUAAUACAAACUAGAGAAGUCGGUUCAUCAGAUAGUAUGGAGGAGAAGAAGAGUGUAAGCAGUAGACCAAAACUGAGAAGUAAAGACUACGAGGAGUAUGUGUUUGCUAACAGAAAUCGACUGAAAGAGGAAUGUUCGCUGUGUGAACGGGGUUGCCAGAGGGUGCUCUGCUACUCCAACAAUUUCCUGCAUAAACAACUCAAAUCAAACUCCAAAAAUGAAGCCCGUGUCGUGGGGAAGCACUCCAACUUACUUCCUCUAUCCCAACUGUCGGACUACAAGUGUUGUAAGCAGCGUUGCACCGGUAUGGCAGCAGGCAAGUCGGACUGGCACCAGUUGGUGUUUACAUGGCGCAAGCGUGCACUUGCAUGCCAGCGCGAGGCCAGGCAAGUGCUGGCCGAAAUGUGUCGGCCGGCCGGCAACCGAACUACCAACUGUCGCCAGUUCAUCAAGCAAGUUACAGGCUGCAGCGAUGGUCUGUUGGCCAAAGUGAGGAAGGAACUGAAACAAUCGCUGGGGUUUCGAGAACCGCCCGAACACGGAUUGAAAGAAUAUUGGCGUCAGAAGAAAAUCAAGGCAGCUUCUAAGCGUGGACCUGCUAAAGAAGUAAAUACUAGAGUUGCAACAAAACUGAAUGAAGUUGUAAAAGAAAGUAGAAUAGAAGUUUUGAAAGGAGGCACCAAAGUUAUGGCAGGAAGUACCAGACUAGUUACGACAAAUACUAGAAUUAUUGCUGGUAAUACUAAAGCUAUUGGAGGAAAUGAUGGACUUGUUAGAACAAAUUCGACUUUGCCUCAUCUGAAAAACCUUGAGGCUACUCCCGACAUAGCAAAUUCCUUGAGAGGAGCUUCUACUAGCAAAAACUUGCAACCUUGUGAUAAGAUAAAUAAAUCUGAAACUGCAAGUAGGAUUACUACUUCAACAAGUAAAUACUCAACUGAUAGAGUUUUCACCAGAGCUAACGAAGCAUCCAGCAGGCAAACUCCAACACCUGUAGUCAGCGAAAAUCUAAAAACAGCUGAUACCGAUCCAAAAACUGAUCAAACAGCUGAUUCUAAUCAGAUUAGUCGACGGAUAACUGAUAUUGUUUCACAUGGUGGAGAAGAAACAUCAGUGGAUUCUAAUGAGAAAAGUCUAGAAAUAACUGAUUGUAGUCUAGAAACAGCUGAUUGUAGUCUAGAAACAGCUGAUUGUAGUCGAGGAUCGGUGAGUGGAAAUCAGCUGAUACUAAGUGCCUAUGAAGAUGCCGAUUCUUUGCAGGUGUCAGAAGAGGCUGAACAAAUAGAGAUUAUCAAAAUAAUUGAGGGGAACAGCUGUGACCAGUUUUCUGAUACAGAUUGUAGCCGCCUUGUCUACAUGACACCAGCUGGAAUGUCAGUAUUUGAAUUUCCCAAGUGAACUUGAUGUCAAAAAUGAAUUUUGUGGAUGAAUAAUGAAUGCUAAUUGACGUGAAUAAGUUACUAAAUCUUCUAAGCCAAGAGCCAAGAGUGAUCAAUGGUUGAACCAAUACCUGGAUAAAGGUAGGUUAUCUUUUUAAAUCCAAUAAAACUAUUAUUUGUUUCAA